CAAUACAUAUAGCUGAAAGCAUGACAUGCCUUUUUUCUUUUCCAACUUAAUUUAUGAUUUACCUCGUCUAUCAUGUUGAUGCAGAUUUUAAGGCGUAUUUACGUUGGUUUGCGCCAGCCAUUCUGGAAUCUGGAAGCCUACUCAUUGGCCUUAUUGUUGCAUUGAGGACUUUGUUUGGGACUCCAUGUGUGUUAAUAUUUUUGGUCUACAAAUGGAGGAGGAGGAACUUAUCCAUGUACCAAGCCAUUGAGGAGUUCAUUCAGACUCACAAUAAGCUAAUGCCAAUUAGGUACUCUUACUCAAACAUUAAGAAGAUGACCAAAGGUUUCAAUGAAAAAUUGGGCGAGGGUGGCUAUGGUUCGGUAUACAAAGGAAAGUUACGAAGUGGCCAUUUGGUGGCUGUAAAAUUGAUGACCAAUUCCAAAUCUAAUGGACAAGAUUUCAUCAAUGAAGUUGCUACAAUUGGAAAGAUUCAUCAUGUUAAUGUGGUACAACUACUUGGAUUUUGUGUAGAGGGAUCAAAGCGGGCUCUUGUGUAUGACUUCAUGCCUAAUGGGUCACUUGACAAGUACAUAUUUCCUGAAAAAGAAGGAAAUAUCUCCUUGAGCUUUGAGAAAAUGUAUCAGAUUUCGCUAGGAGUGGCUCAUGGGAUUGAAUACUUACAUCGAGGCUGUGACAUGCAAAUACUACAUUUUGAUAUUAAACCUCACAACAUUCUGCUUGAUAAGAAUUUCACUCCAAAGGUUUCAGACUUUGGCUUAGCAAAAUCGUAUCCAGUCGAUCAUAGCAUUGUGUCUCUAACUGCAGCAAGAGGGACAAUGGGCUACAUGGCGCCAGAGCUGUUCUACAAAAACAUUGGAGGAGUCUCAUACAAAGCUGAUGUCUAUAGUUUUGGAAUGCUAUUGAUGGAAAUGGCAGGCAGAAGGAAGAACUUAAAUGUGUUUGCGGAGCAUUCUAGCCAAAUUUACUUCCCUUCGUGGGCUUAUGACCAGUUCAAUGAAGGAAAGAACAUAGAAAUGGGAGAUGCCACAGAAGAAGAACGGACACUUGCAAAAAAGAUGGUUAUAGUAGCCUUAUGGUGCAUACAGUUGAAGCCCAGCGAUCGUCCUUCAAUGCAAAAAGUUAUAGAGAUGCUUGAAGGAAAUGUUGACCUACUGCAGAUGCCUCCAAAGCCUUCUCUAACUCCUCAAGAGGUGCCAACUGAGGAUCACAAAAACAACACAAACACAACAGAAAUAUCAAUUACCAUCAGUUAGUGUGCUCUGUAUUGGGGAAAGAGGCAUUGCGGGCUACUCAAGAAAUUCGUAUGCCGAUGGAAGGCUUAAAGGGGGAAGAAAAGGAAGAGGUGGGAGCAAGUGUCAUAGUGUUUGGAGAGGGAGAGAGUUGAAGGGAAAGUUAGGUUUCAAAAGAAAGGGUGUCAGAGAGAAGACAGACAUAAAGUUCCUGUUUCGGGCAUGAAUGAGAAACAAAUAUGGGAUUUUGUAGUUGGGCAAGUCAUGGCCCUUACUUGAGAUUGGGCACUUUAAAUGUGGCGCCUUUUUUUUAUAUUUAAUAGGCAUCGAUAUUAAUAAAGGGUUAAUGCAAAAAGUGUCAAUAAUUUUGUUUCUUUUAGUUGUGCAUAAAAAGCAUUGUGACCAACAACUCAAAAACCUUGAUCUACAGGUUUGACUAAUGUUUGAUGCAUGUCCAACACUUGGGUUGGCUGAUAUGCUAUUUUAUCUUCUAAACUGUCAAUAAAAUGCUCAUUUCCUUUGCA
Vitis vinifera (wine grape) is the source of this 1756-nucleotide messenger RNA. RefSeq names its product rust resistance kinase Lr10. Gene Ontology annotation, molecular function: protein kinase activity; ATP binding. The transcript is spliced from 3 exons. NCBI's taxonomy places the organism in Eukaryota, Viridiplantae, Streptophyta, Magnoliopsida, Vitales, Vitaceae. Gene Ontology annotation, biological process: protein phosphorylation. The coding region runs from base 54 to 1256 and encodes 400 amino acids. The record is from RefSeq and is a predicted model, not a curated record.